AUGACUGAUAAUGACGAGUUCAACGUUGCUGCAAACAUAAUGAUACCUAUUGAGAACCCCGAAGGUUCUCGAAACAUGACAGACAUCCAAAAUGAAGAGAAAAUGGCUCACAUGCAGCAAGAACUCGAGAUCUUGAGGGAAGAAUUAUGCCAAGUGCGAGACUUGACCAAACUGUCGGCUACCACUUUCCCUACUUUCAAGAUGCCUAUCUACUUCCCAAAGGAUGAUCUGCCUGCCGACUUGCCAAAUCAGCCAGAACAAACACAACAUGCUCUCGCACACGGUCGAGUUCCACCAGCUUCUCUAACCCCAGUCAGGACCAUUCCUGACCUCCCUAAUUGCGACCCUACCAUACCUACAAUGCAGAAGUUACUUGGGGCACAAGUCGCCGCUCCCUACGAGCCACAUGUUCCACCAGUAUAUGCCACUGGAGCUCCUACCUUCCAACGCCACCUGCCGUUAAUAUCCCAUAUGAGGUCGAUCAAUAUGCAAAAAUGGAGAAAGAUGCUUGAUAUUAACGUGUCGCUAGGGUACAAAUCACCGAAGUUUGACAUGUAUGAUGGAAAAGGUGACCCUCACGCAUAUUUAAGGGUGUACUGUGACAAAUUAGUCGGUGUAGGAAGAAAUAAGAAGCAAAGGAUGAUGUUGUUCAUCCGGAGUCUAUUUGGAGAAGCAUUGACCUGGUAUACGCGCCAGGACCCUCGCAAAUGGCGUGACUGGCAGGAAAUGGAUGACGACUUCAUGAAUCAUUUCAGAUUCAAUACUGAAAUUACAGCCGAAAGAUUCUUAUUGAACAACAUACAAAAGAAGCCAUUUGAGAAUUUCCAGGAGUACGCAUGA
Molecule: messenger RNA, 840 nt
Organism: Solanum stenotomum
Lineage: Eukaryota; Viridiplantae; Streptophyta; Magnoliopsida; Solanales; Solanaceae
Exons: 2
Coding region: 1-840 (279 amino acids)
Source: RefSeq, a predicted model, not a curated record